UGUCUGGGUUAUCGCUCAAUAUUCGGAGUUUCAAAUAUUAUCUUAGUUAUUAUUAAAUAUUAGUCACUCAUCAUACAAAGACAUCUCAUAAGUUAAUGUCAACAUUGGAAAUUUAUUCUUGUUUCAAGCUCGCAGAAUAUUAUAGUUUCAUAUUGUUUCUGUAAAAUGGACGGGAGGAAAAUUUUUCUGCUUAUCCUGGAAAUUUGUCUCUUGAUUCAUAAUUGCAUUGCUAAUUCAAGUAUAAAUCAAGGAGAAAACAGGAUUGGAGUUCGCGAACGGAGAUCUGUCAAUAAAAAUGAAUGCUUAGCCCUGCAAGUUUCCACCAACCCACAACUGCACACAUUUGGCCAGACAUUCACUGAACUGGCCUCUGGGUUGAACAAGAUUCCCAAAAACUUCAAAGGCGAUGUCAUCCUAUUUGUUGGCAACACUGGAGCAGGGAAAAGUUCCCUGGUGCACAUUUUGGCGGGAGAGGGUGCUACAUUUGUGGGGAAAGAAAUCGGCGAGGACACAGGUGACUACUACAUAGAGGACACAUCUGGGAAAUUUGUGACAAAUACAACCAUUUCCUCGACCACCACCUAUCCUGAGGCAGUUGUGGAUGCCACCUCUGGAGCGGUGCUCUUUGACACACCCGGGUUCCGCGACACCAGGAGUGCAAUCCAUGAGAUAGUUGCCACCUAUGGGCUACACAGUGUUGCCGAGAUGUCCAAACGCAUCAAAAUUGCCCUACUGGUCAACCACAAUUCCCUCACACCAUCAGGACCCAGGGAUGACUUCACCAACACACUGGAGAGUUUCUUCAGCCUGUUCAACAACACCCACAAGUUCCAAGAGAGCACCUACCUGAUUGCCACAAAAACACCGAAUCAGCACAUUAUCCGGCAUGGCAAAAUCACUCGAGUGACAGCUGAAACACAGAUAAAAGGUGUUUCACAGUUCUUGAAAGGAGUUUCCAAUACAUUGGAUAACCGUGAGGGGAAUUAUGUCAAUGAGAAAUUCAUCAAAAAUGCUCAAGCACUUAUUCAUAGCCUGGAGGGGAAAAUUGCUCUCUUCAUGAAGCCAGAUGACAGUGGACCUGUCUUAGAAUCACAUUCCAUACAGCAGUCAAUAAAAUCAAUACGUGAAAUGCUUCUUAGCAAGGAUGGAUAUGUUGAAGUGGAGGUAGGUGAUUUUGGAUUUGCUGUGUCAGACAGAGCCAAGGUGUACAUCAGAGAAUUAUAUGAUCUCAUGAACAACCACAUAGUGGAAGUGAGCAAAUCCUUCGCAGUAUCUUUUAAUAAAUUUGUAACCACUCACUUCAAAAGCUUUGGAGAUAUACAAACCAUCAAAAACCAUCUGCAGAGCACUGUGCAGCAUGUGGGACAUCUGAUACAGAAAACCAAAGUGUCAACAACUCCAAGUGACUAUGUUGAUGCCAUCAUAAAUCUGGCUGACGGAAUUCAAAUGGAAUUCUGCAGCAGACAUGUCCUCACUGAAAUCAAACAGUUGGAUGGUUACCUUGAUGGACUGAAGAAGAUCACUGACCACAACCGGUAUGAUCCAAGCAAAUGGUCCAACUCACUUCACCCACUUGAACGUUCUGUGCAGAAUGAACUGAUGUUCUACAAUUUAAUUGACAAUUUGUACAAGAAGGUGACAGACUACUCAGUGAUUUUCAAGGAUCCAACUGUACUCAGACUGAAACAUGAAACUGAAUUCAGGAUGCCAAUAUUGAUGGCAGAGAAAUUCAUCAAGCACUUGGGGUUGACUCAGUUCAAGAUAACAUCUGACAAAUUAGAAGAAGUCAAUUCAUUCCUGAAGAAAAUUGUUGGAAAAGAGAGCAUAUUCCUCUCUAAAUCAAACACUGUGGUUGUGGUAGAUAGUGUCUUGAAAACUAGUGGUUUGCAUCUGGAUAAACUAGGAAAAGGCAGACUUUCAAAAACUGUGGUGCUGGUUGCAUUGCGGAAAUUGUACAUUGAUUCAGAUCUAGUGAUGAAAGGUUGGAAUCUGAUUGUGAUAGCUCCAGAAUGGCACGUGUUGGGUAAGUUCACACUGAGCGUAGAUGGUAAAGAUCCAUCGGCUACAUAUAGGGGCCAAGCUUCACCUGGGGAGCAUGGGAAGGAUGGUGCAUCUGGCUCAUCUGCAGGCAACUUUCUUGGAGUUGCACUGCACUACUUCAACAGUCACCAAUUGACAAUCAGUGCCAGUGGAGGCAAUGGAGAGAGAGGACAGGAUGGUGGUGAUGGUAAAGAUGGUAGGGAUGGUCAAGAUGAUUUUUAUCCCAGGAGAUGGAUUGAUGACAAUGACUCAGAGAGUAUUUCCCCAUUGUUCAACUUUGCCAACUCGUGGUCUGACACAUACAUACGUAGAGCAGAUUAUGGCAGUGAUGGUGGUGAUGCCGGCCAAGGUGGCAGAGGGGGUUUGGGUGGUUCCUCAGGCUCAAUAAAGACAGUACAGUUGCACAGUUUCUCACCAGAUCGCAGCACACAUCGCUUGCAAGAUGGUAUCAAAGGCAGGGAUGGUGUAAAUGGCCGUCCUGGGAAGGGUGGUCUACGUGGUUGUGACAUCAUUGAUGAAGAGUAUGAGAGGCGCAUUCUGUUCUUCACCACCAGUCGUGGAAAGAAGAGCCGCUUUGUGGAUUGCCACAGGAGGCGCAACUUUGAUGGCACAAUCCGGCCCAGAGGACCAAAUUUUCAAGUGAGACCCACAGCAGUGCCACAGCCUCCCAGCAUUUGUUUGCAGUACAAUGAAGUGAAGCACCUUUUUCAAGACAACAAUGACAUUGUUUCACACUCAACUACUGUUGAAUUCCAAAACUCAUUCAAAAAACAUUUUGGCUGUUAUUGAUAUAAUCACAAAAUGAUACAAUAUUUCCAUGUACAAAUGUUUUUGUGUACGAAAUAAUAAUAAUAUUGAAAAUAUUUGUAUGGUUUCUAUUGGUUGGGAGUUCCACCUUGCCUGAAUAUAUCAUUCAAGCUAUUAAUGAUAAUAGCUCAACCUAUUUUGGAAUAUGUGUAACCCUAUCUAAAUUUGGGAGAGGAAUAGCAAAAGGUUACCUUAUUUUUUCCUCUCCCUAUCAUUUUGAUGAAGUACUUAUUGUAUGAAUGAAUAAUGGGCCUUAUGACUGUCAUACUUCAGCUGGGAUCUGAUGAUUUGUCAAACUCCAACCUGGACAUACUAAAAUUUCCUACUUAGGCUGGUUUUAGAUCAACUGACAUCUUGAUGAAGUGAAUAUCAUCCAAAUUGAGUACUGGAGAUGAUAAAAUACAAAAAUUAUCAUUAUGAAGA
This is a messenger RNA of Nilaparvata lugens (brown planthopper), 3270 nucleotides long. RefSeq lists its product as uncharacterized. Bases 166 to 2829 code for a protein of 887 amino acids. The transcript is spliced from 3 exons. The record is from RefSeq and is a predicted model, not a curated record. Gene Ontology annotation, molecular function: GTPase activity; GTP binding. Lineage: Eukaryota; Metazoa; Arthropoda; Insecta; Hemiptera; Delphacidae.